AUGGCGGACGAUCUAUCCCAUGACGAAGCUCCCCUCGAGAUUUCAUCCCAGUUAUCACCUCCGGCAGAGAUGGAGGCGGAUUACCGCUGGGAGUACGCCCCUUCAAUCCGAUGGCAUACUAUCCCCAAACACAUGUACUACCACCUGGGGGAGGACUCUCACUCCAUUAGGGGCUAUGGAGCCACAACAACGAGGGAUUGGUAUCUGGACCUCGCUGCAGGCGUUUGGCUCUAUGACUGGGGAGGAGCUGGCCUCGCCAUACUAUAUAGCUACAUGACCUCGACAUCCUGCAGGAGGGGAAACAAGGUUGGAGGCAGAGCAGCAGGUGUCCUCAUAGCAGGUGGGAAUCGAGCAACGAGGGCUAGGACUAGAGGGACUCCUCCCGCUGGACAAGCCACUGGUUCGCCAGAGACCCCGACCAUGCUAACAUGCUGGAGGUCGAUCGGGAUGGCCUACCAAAUUCCGAUCGAGCCGGCGGAGGCCAGGCAUAGAUACGUCAGAGGUCGCGAUGUACCUUCGGCACCCCCGGAGUACAUUAAGGAACUGCUCGAGCUACUGGCUUCCUUCGAGGGCAUGAUACUGAAGAGGGAGGCAUUGCUCAGUCUCCAUGGCAUCCAGGUUCAGGUCAUACCAAGAGCACCAGCAACGGCGACUGCACCUGCACCAUCACCACGUCCUUCAAUAGCAAAGGGAAAGGAGAGAUGGGCCCCAGCACGCAGCCGAGAGGAGCGUCAUGAUCGAGGCUGA
Camellia sinensis is the source of this 747-nucleotide messenger RNA. Lineage: Eukaryota; Viridiplantae; Streptophyta; Magnoliopsida; Ericales; Theaceae. The record is from RefSeq and is a predicted model, not a curated record.